This is a messenger RNA of Helianthus annuus (common sunflower), 1706 nucleotides long. Its product is annotated as NADP-dependent glyceraldehyde-3-phosphate dehydrogenase. The record is from RefSeq and is a predicted model, not a curated record. Bases 41 to 1534 code for a protein of 497 amino acids. Gene Ontology annotation, molecular function: lactaldehyde dehydrogenase (NAD+) activity. The transcript has 9 exons. Lineage: Eukaryota; Viridiplantae; Streptophyta; Magnoliopsida; Asterales; Asteraceae.
GUACACAGAAAUAUAAACAAGAUUAAUAAUAAUAAUAUUAAUGGGAGAAAAAGGAGUUUUUGACGACAUAUUAGCAGGUAGUGAUACGUUCAAAUAUUAUUCUGAAGGAGAAUGGAAAGUUUCAUCAUCUGGAAAAUCUGUGCCCAUCAUCAACCCCACAACCAGAAAGAUCCAAUUCAAAGUCCAAGCAUGCACACAAGAAGAAGUGAACAAGGUGAUGGAAUCAGCAAAAUCUGCGCAAAAGUUAUGGGCUAAAACGCCGUUAUGGAAAAGAGCUGAAUUGUUGCACAAAGCUGCAGCUAUUCUUAAAGAUCACAAGAAGCCCAUAGCUGACUGUCUUGUUAAGGAGAUUGCAAAAGCUGCCAAAGAUGCUGCUACUGAAGUUGUGAGGUCAGGAGAUUUAGUGUCAUACUGUGCCGAGGAAGGUGUAAGAGUCCUCGGAGAAGGGAAGUUUUUGGUGUCCGAUAGUUUCCCGGGAAACGAACGGACAAAAUAUUGUCUAACAUCUAAGAUUCCUUUAGGUAUAGUUUUAGCGAUCCCACCGUUCAAUUAUCCAGUCAAUUUGUCUGUCUCGAAGAUUGCUCCUGCACUCAUUGCAGGCAAUUCUCUAGUACUUAAGCCUCCAACACAGGGCGCGGUGUCUGCACUCCAUAUGAUACAUUGCUUUCACUUAGCUGGAUUCCCGAAAGGCGUAAUCAGCUGUGUAACCGGAAAAGGUUCUGAAAUUGGCGACUUUCUCACAAAGCAUCCUGGAGUUAACUGCAUAAGCUUCACAGGCGGAGACACCGGUAUUGCAAUCUCGAAAAAGGCGGGUAUGAUUCCGUUACAAAUGGAAUUGGGUGGAAAAGAUGCUUGCAUUAUACUUGAGGAUGCGGAUUUGGAUCUGGCUUCAUCUAGCAUUGUUAAAGGAGGCUUUUCUUACAGUGGUCAACGGUGCACAGCGGUUAAAGUCGUGUUAGUUAUGAACUCCAUAGCAGAUUCUCUUGUGAAAAAAGUUAACGAAAAGCUCGGGAAAUUAACCGUGGGCCCGCCCGAAAACGACUGUGACAUCACUCCCGUAGUCACAGAAUCAUCAGCUAAUUUCAUAGAAGGUUUGGUCAUGGAUGCCAAGAAUAAAGGAGCAACAUUUUGUCAAGAGUACAAGAGAAAAGACAAUCUUAUAUGGCCACUUUUGAUUGAUAACGUUAAACCGGAUAUGAGAAUAGCGUGGGAAGAGCCGUUUGGACCCGUGUUACCUGUUAUAAGGAUUUCUAGUGUUGAAGAAGGGAUUCGCCAUUGUAAUGCAAGCAACUUUGGGCUUCAGGGUUGCAUAUUUACAAAAGACAUCAACAAAGCAAUCUUGAUAAGCGAUGCAAUGGAGACUGGUACCGUACAAAUAAACUCAGCACCGGCUCGGGGACCCGACCAUUUCCCAUUUCAGGGUUUGAAAGAUAGUGGAAUUGGUUCACAAGGAGUGACUAAUAGUAUCAACAUGAUGACUAAAAUCAAGAGUACAGUCAUCAAUUUGCCAACCCCUUCUUACACCAUGGGCUAGUAAAGCUUUGAAUUUGAUGACUUGGAGCACAUCAUGUGUAUAUAUAUCUUAUCUCGGCGCAAUAGUUUUUUGUAAUUUUUUGUACUUGUUAGAUCGGAUGUUAUGAUGUAAUAUGAUAUGAUAUAUCGGUUUGAAUAAGAGCCACUCGGAUUUAUGAGGAUUUUGAUAGUCC